GACAAGAAAAUCGUAAAAGCAGCCAGAGAGAAAAGACUCAUUACAUAAAAAGGAACAAAAAAAAAGAAGAUUAGGAGACUUCUCUUUCUGUGCACUAUGCAGGGUAGAAGGCAUUUCUAAAGCACUGAAAUGCAGACAUCUCUAAUGCAUUGAAAGAAAAUGACCCAUUAAAAUUUCUACACUCCCAUGUACUCCUCCCACUCUGAGACAUGUUGUGGGAAACAGACAUUUUCACAAUAAAAAAGGUGAAUAUAGGGGUGUGGAGAAUAUAUCAGCAGCAGACAUGCACUGCAAGAAAUGUUGAAAUGUUAAAGGAAGUUCUAUAGACAGAAGGAAAAUAAAACCAGAUGGAAAUUUGGAUCUGUGCAAAGGUGAAGAGAUGAAGAGUAGUGGAUAUUAUAAACAUGUGGGUAAUGUAAAAUAUUUUUCUGGUUUCUUAUAGAGUAUAUAUAUGUAUGUGUAUACAUCAUACUGUUCCUCUAUAUAAUUGUGUGUGUGUGUGUGUGUGUGUGUGUGUGUGUGUGUGUGUGUUACAUAAGCCCUACUACUUAAUACAGUGUUUCUGUAUUACAGGCAACAGACAGUUGAAAUUUCAAAUUUAAAAUCCAUACUAUUUACAAUAAUGUCAAAGAACGUGAUAUAUAUAUAGGGCUAAGUUUCCUAAAAUAUCCGAAAGACCUAAUUUCAAAACCACAAAGUGGAUUUCAGGUUUGUGAUCCAGCAUGCAGGGAGUUGUCACCCCGUUCUAACGACAAGUAAAAAGCUGAACAAAUUGGAAAAAUCAACAGCUGUUCUUAGAACCCCUAGAGAAGAAGUAAGGUCACAACGCCAACUGCUGUCCUUCCCUUUGUCCCCCAGUUGGAGAGAGAAACAGGCAGAAGUACGACAUCCAGGAACUGGAGCAGAAACCCCCAUGGGAACCAGUGCCAGGGUGUGAAAACCUAAACUGUAAUUGCUGAAGGCUCAGUGUGGGCAAAUCAAGAGUUAGAAACUCCAGGGGGCUUUGCCAGGUCCUUACGGUGAAUAGUGGAGAAAAAUCCCCUCAUGUUUGUAGAGGGGGAUUAUAAAAGGAACCUUUUGAAAUACACCAGAGAGCUGUGUUCCUAAUAGGGCCUGUUCUAGAGAGAAACCAUGGCCAGAACUUCAGCUCCCGCUCCCUCUGGCCUUCCAUCUGGAGGCAGCAAAUACCCAACUCCAGCUGCUCCAGCCAUCCUGUCCCGCCUGAAGGAGUGGGGAAUGAGAAGCACUUGUGACGGUCCCACUCCAGGGCUGCUAGGCUUCCUUAAAAGCUGAGAGCUAUCACAGGACUAGUAGAAGCUUCCCCUCCCUGCCCCAGCUUACUGCUGCAUUACUAAAGUCCUGUUCUUCAUCAUUCCUUUCACCCAGUAUAUCAUGUCCACCUUUCAACAACAGCAACAGCAACCACAAAAGCACAAGACCUACUAAAAGGCAAAACACACAAAGAGCCAAAAUAAACAUCAGAAGCAGAGUCAGAAAUGUUCAAAUGAUCAGAACAGGAAUUUUGAAAAACUACCACCUUGCCAAGUGUUCUAAUGAAGAAAGAUAGGGGGAAAAUGCCAAAACAGGUAGAUAAUGUAAGCAGAGAAAUGGAAACUGUAUGAAAAAGAAGCGUUUGAGAUCAAAAGAGCAACAAGAAUGCUUUCAAUGGGCUAAUAAGCUAAUCAGGAGAAUAGACAUCAUUGAGGAAGGCAUCACCGAGCUUGAGAAUGUGACAGUAGAAGCUGGGAAACAGAAAAGAAAAGAGAAAAAAAGACAACACAUGUCUCCAAGAACUCGGGACAAAUACACAGGAAGUCACAGAAGGAUAAUGGGAGCACCAGGAGGGUACACAGGAGCAGGGGCUGAGAGAAGGAAUAAGAGUAAUAUUUGAAGCUAUUCAGUAAUGACCAAGAAUUUCUCCCAAAUUAACAUUAGAUACCAAGUCAUAGACCCAGCAAUCUCCGAGAACAGCAAGCAGAAUAAAUACUUUUAAAAAAAAAAUUUCAUUGGGGCAUAUGAUAUUUCAAAUUCUGAAAAUCAAAGAUAAAAUCUUGAAAGAAGCCAGAGGGAAAAAAAACAUGUUACCCAUAGUGGAACAAAGUGAUGGCUCUGUAUCAUUACACAUUCGUCAAAACCCGUGGAGCAUCGACCACGAAGAAUGAACCCCAUAGAGUGUGGACUUUGACAGCGGUAAUGAUGUGUCAGUACAGUAACAAUGAUGAUGUUAUGUUGAUUUCUCUGGAAAGUCCUAUUUUGACAGCUCCAAUUACAUCAAAUCCAACAGGUACUGGAAAAACUAAAUCAGAAAGUUCUAACGGUUCAUCUGAUGCUGAAACAGAAGUGAAGGCUGUAGAGAAGAAAUUUGAUUCUGUGAUCGAUCUGACAGAGGAAGCCCCAUCAAAACGCAGCACAGAAAGGUCAGCAUCUACCUUCAUAUCACCUACAAAAGUGGUUUCGACCUCCAAAGAGACCAGGCCGGUGGCACAAAAUGCAGCUCAGGCUCCGGAGCCCUGUGAGCACCUGCCGCCCCUCCCAGAGCCGCCAGCCAUGCUGCCCGAGCUCGCAGAAAAAACGCGAGACACGCUUCCUCCCCAGAAGCCCGAGCUCCGAGUGAAGCGGGUGCUGAGACCCAGGGGCAUCGCGCUGACCUGGAACAUCACCAAAAUCAACCCCAAGUGCGCGCCCGUGGAAAGCUACCACCUCUUCCUCUGCCACGAGAACCCUACCCACAAGCUGGUUUGGAAGAAAAUCGGAGAGAUUAAAGCCCUGCCGCUCCCAAUGGCCUGUACUCUAUCUCAGUUUUUAGCCUCCAACAAAUACUACUUUACCGUCCAAUCAAAAGACAUUUUUGGACGAUAUGGGCCAUUUUGUGAUAUAAAAUGUAUCCCGGGCUUUUCUGAAGACCUCACCUAAAAGUCUUUGGUGAUCAUCAUAUCGCACUGUUUUGUUUUUUCGUUUUUGAGUUGUUGGUUUACAGGGCUCCUCUCCCACGAUUUGCCACAGGCCAGCGCAGACUGAGCCCUCUGUACGGGGACAGCCCUGGUCCCUGUGUUGUAAGCGACCUCUCCUUUCAUGAAUUUCUGACCGGCAUCCACUGAGUACUUCCGGCGGGUAUGUUCUAAAACAUACGCUCGCGGGGACGCCCGUCCCUCGAGCCGUGCUGUGCAUGACCUCUGGUGACAGUGGGGCCGCCGCGUUUUUAUCUCCUCAGCCCUGGGACACGGCCCGUUUCUGCUGCUGGCGGUCCGUGCUCGGCCACCUGCUCUCGUGGGCAGAGUGGGCACCAGACAGACCAGCUGUGAGCACACAGCUCACACGGGCCCGCCCUGGGUGCGUCUCACCAAGAUUUUAUCAAAAUAAAUGUCUUCUCAUUCUGUUCAAACCCUAAGGGCUAGUAAUGGGCCCGCUCCCUAUUUUUUUUUUUUCUUUUUGGCUGUGUCAGUCAUUUGAGGAAAGAGUCUGGAGGUUUCCCCUAAAUCUGUUUUUUAUAUUUAGAUACAUAUAAUAAAAUUAGUUCUACAUUGUGUGCUGUGUACACAAAACACAGAGUAUCUCUGAUAAAAGCAUUAGCCAACCCCCCACGGUUUCAGCUCCGGGAAACGGAGUUGUCCGCCUUAGGUUCAAGGCUUUAAUUUGCUGGUUCCGUAGCACUGCUCUCCGUUCAUUUUCCUGGCUGGCGUCUUACUCGGAGUAAGAGCCCCGAGAGUCGCGCCCCGCACACCCUUCUGAGGGGCACCGACCGGAGGCGGCAGCGGCGCAGGGUCCCCGGGACACAGCGGGCGGACUGGAGAAGUGAAGUCCGGCCCAGCGGGGGGCCGCGAAGGCGACCAUGAACUCUUAGUAGGAAGAACAGUCUGAUGAGGAGACGCGUCCUUCCCUGGUAUGUGGUGAACGCUCAGUGCUCAGAGCUCUGAGACUUCAGAAACUGAAUUGAGGAAUGGUUUUCCUUGGCAUCUUGUGACUGUUAACAUGUUCAGUCAUAAAUAAAGCUAUUAAUUUACAGUC
This is a messenger RNA of Suricata suricatta (meerkat), 4005 nucleotides long. It is a transcript of the gene ATF7IP2, whose product is annotated as activating transcription factor 7 interacting protein 2. The transcript is spliced from 7 exons. Gene Ontology annotation, cellular component: nucleus; transcription regulator complex. Lineage: Eukaryota; Metazoa; Chordata; Mammalia; Carnivora; Herpestidae. The record is from RefSeq and is a predicted model, not a curated record. The coding region runs from base 2104 to 2913 and encodes 269 amino acids. Gene Ontology annotation, molecular function: protein binding; transcription coregulator activity. Gene Ontology annotation, biological process: regulation of DNA-templated transcription.